Molecule: messenger RNA, 327 nt
Organism: Amphibalanus amphitrite
Lineage: Eukaryota; Metazoa; Arthropoda; Thecostraca; Balanomorpha; Balanidae
Product: CTTNBP2 N-terminal-like protein
Exons: 3
Source: RefSeq, a predicted model, not a curated record
UCUGACAGAUCCAGUGAUGGCUCUUCAGAGGGACAGCACGCACGCCAAACAUCAAAUGGUGGACGAGGCGUUGAUACGUUCGAUGGCCGACAAUCAGAUGGCGUCGCUGGAGAAUCUAAUCCUGGCACAACGGGCCGCUCAGCUGAAGAUGGCUCAGUACCUCCGAGACGCCGAGGCGCGGCACGCCAAGGCCGUUCAGGAGCUGGAGGAAGAAAAGGCGAAGCACGCGCAUGACACCGCCCAGGGUGAUGACGUGACCUACGCCUUGGAGAAGGAGCGAACGCGCCUCAAACAAGAGCUAGAAACAGAACGGCAGGCCAAAAGAAG